This is a messenger RNA of Penicillium oxalicum, 1275 nucleotides long. Its product is annotated as putative short chain dehydrogenase/reductase. The transcript has a single exon. The coding region runs from base 1 to 1275 and encodes 424 amino acids. The record is from RefSeq and is a predicted model, not a curated record. Gene Ontology annotation, cellular component: endoplasmic reticulum. Gene Ontology annotation, molecular function: oxidoreductase activity. Lineage: Eukaryota; Fungi; Ascomycota; Eurotiomycetes; Eurotiales; Aspergillaceae.
AUGAAGACAGGAGCCACGUUCAAGGGCCUUGUCCAGCUUGCUGAGGAUCAACGGAAAUCGCAUGCGAUCAAAUCAAGGACUGUCUUGGGCUCUCCUCCCCCUGAUGAUCUUUCCGAUCAGCCACAACCGACCUGGUCUUCUUCCCCUGGACGUAACAUCACACAAUUCCUCCGAGCUCACGCUUACUUGCUCACUGCUCGAGCCCAGCUGAGCUCUUUGGCUUCGAGUAUCCUUCCCCCCACCUUUUCCACCUUCCCUUUCUCCCCCCCCCCAACUCGCCCUGCCACUAGACUUCAGACUUCAGACUCAAAGAUGGACCCAACGCAGUGGACAAGCACCAGCCUCAGCGCCAUCGGUCUCGCAACCGUAUCCUACAUCACCUACAAAUUCCUCCGCCAAGCCUCCGUCUACCUCCUCCCCUGUCAAUUAUCCCGCUACAACCGAGGCGGCAACAACUGGGCCUUGGUCACCGGCGCCACGGAUGGCAUCGGAUUCGGCUUCUGCCAGGAGCUCUGCGCACGCGGAUUCAACGUGAUCCUUCACGGGCGCAACGUGGAGAAAUUGACCCGACGCGCCCACGAACUCCAGGCCGAGUUCCCCACGCGCAAGACAGGCAUCGUGGUUCUAGACGUGACCGGGACCGACCACGAUGUCGACGGUGUCACGGAGGAAGUUCGUCGCAUCAUCGGCACCCAGGGCAAAUUGAGCGUGUUGGUGAAUAAUGUCGGCGGGGAGACGAGGCCGGCGACCGCGUUGACGUCCUUGACGGCUUCGGAUGUGGACGCGACGGUUCAUCGAAAUGCGCGAUUCAUGGCGCAGAUCACGCGAGUCGUGCUUCCCUUUUUGGAAGAGGGCAGUGAGAGGGGGGAUCCGUCGGGAUUCAUUCUCAAUGUCUCUUCGUUUUCGUACUAUGGACUGCCUUAUCUGAGCAUCUACUCGGCGACCAAGGGCUUUGUCACGACAUUGACGCGCGCCUUGGAGGCAGAGUGUAAGGCUGAGGGUCGUGGGGUCGGCGUGAUGGGUCUCAUCGUCGGCGAGGUGAAGACGGCGGGUUAUCAGGUGGAAAGCACUCUGUUUAUUCCCCCGGCUCGCUCACUGGCGCAGUCGGCUCUCAAUCGAGUCGGGUGUGGCCGAGUGAUGGUGGCGCCGUAUUUCUGGCAUUGGGUACAGGGCAUCUCGUUUGAGAUCUUUCCCCGGUGGAUGUUGAUGAAAUUCAGCGUGCAAAAGAUGCAGUCCAUCAAGGCAACAGUGGAGAAAUCAGCCAAAAGCAACUAG